AUGAGUGAAAUCGACACCGGUUUAAAUAUGAAUAUUAUUUUGGUUAUAAUAGCUACAGUUCUAUCAUGCAUUAUCAUACAUUUCAUAUACAAGAACAUUUUUGGCAACAAGAAACCUGAAACAGGAGAUGAAACUUCGAGGGCUAUGGUGGAACCAAUUGCACCAGCGUCCGAAAACACUGUAACCGAAAGCCGUCCGACCGGAAAGAGCAAGAAGCGCGGAACAUGGAAACAGAAAACCGAAUUUUCUCACCCUUGGCUUCUUAAAAAUCUCAAGGGACAUCCGGGAAACGUUCUUAUGGUGGACUUCUCUGCGAAUGGGAAGUUUAUGGCUGCAACCUGUGAUGUUUGGAGGGGCGCAGUAAUUGCGUUUCAUAAUUUAGUUGCAGUUUUCAGGCAUAUUUUGGUUACGAGUUUAAAUCUGUUGUCAUUUUCUAAGGAAAAAUAA
Molecule: messenger RNA, 447 nt
Organism: Pieris macdunnoughi
Lineage: Eukaryota; Metazoa; Arthropoda; Insecta; Lepidoptera; Pieridae
Source: the annotation of a GenBank genome assembly